This is a messenger RNA of Quercus robur (English oak), 981 nucleotides long. RefSeq lists its product as uncharacterized. The record is from RefSeq and is a predicted model, not a curated record. Lineage: Eukaryota; Viridiplantae; Streptophyta; Magnoliopsida; Fagales; Fagaceae. The transcript is spliced from 6 exons. Bases 304 to 615 code for a protein of 103 amino acids.
GACCAUGAUUCCACGGCCUAUACUUAUAAACUCUCUCGAGUCACACAGAAAACGCGAUUUCGGACCACGAUUUUUGCUCUCUUGACGUCAUUCAUUGCUAACCCCUCCCCGCCAAUUCCUUCUCUACUUUCUCUCACGGAAGCACCGGCAGCGUCAGCGUUCGUCUGCGUCUCCAACGGAAAUACAAAAAUUCCGGCAUCAAUUCACCGGCGACCAACACAGUCUAUAUCACGGAAUGGUGGGACUGGAGUUAUACCCCAGGCAAAUGGUUCAGCAAGAAUCAGUUUGGGGGAAACAGAUGUUAUGUCCUGUGUGAAGGCUGAACUUGGAAGGUCGAGUUUGUUGCAACCUGACAAAGGAAAGGUUGCCAUACAUGUUGAUUGCAGUCCAACUGCAGCACCAAUGUUUGAGGGUAGAGGGGGUGAGGAGUUGUCCACAGAACUCUCCAUUGCUCUUCUGUGUUGUCUCUUGGGUGCUAAAAGUGGAGCUGGUAUGAAUCUAAUGGGAGCUAGAGAAGUUACCACCAAUUUAUUGCCCUAUAUAUACUUUCUAUCUUUUGGCAGUUCUUCCUCUGAUUUGUUUUUUGAUUAUAGAUUCUUGCUUUGCUUGAAUUGAAUAUCUUAUUUAAUUUUUCCCAGGAGCUGGAAUUGAUCUCUCGUCUUUAAUAGUUGUGAUGGGAAAAAUUUGCUGGGAUCUUUAUAUUGAUUGUCAUUAUAAACAAAUUUUUGCUAACGUUAUUAGGGACUGCUAUCCCCCACUCAAAUUUUUACCUUUUUACCUUUUUUUUUUUUUUGGUGCAUGGAGACUGCUAUGUCCUGCUCAAAUUCCUCAUGAUCAUUUAGUUUUUGAGCUUAAACUCUAAGGUUUUUUGUUUUCCUCUCCUUAAAAAAAUAAUAGUGUGCCAUAUUGAGAUAAGUAGUAUUUUAUUUAUGGAAAUUGAAUUAUAAAAAUAAAGUUGUUUUUUUGUUAGUAAAAAAAAAA